GGAUUGACUGCUAGAGCGUAAUAAAUUGUGUAAGCUGGGUGUGCAGGAACAAAUGUAUAAGUGACCUAGACUUUUCAUUCAAGCAGCCUCUAUGAACAACUUGAAUGACCCCCCCAGAUGGAAUAUCCAACCAGACCCCAGGGGAAGGGGGGCGGGGGGCGGGGAUGGGAACCAAUGGAACUACGCCCUUCUGGUCCCCAUGCUCGGACUGGCCGCAUUUCGCUGGAUCUGGACAAAGGAAUCUCAGAGGGAGAUCCAAAAGGUGAAAGCUCAGUAUGAUAAGGAUGUGUCUACAAUAAAAACCAAGAUGGAGGAUCAGUACCGUGAGACGCUGACAGAAAGGCGCAGGGCAGCAGCUGUGCUAGAGUUGGAGCUGGAGAAGGAGAGACAGAGGGUGAAAGGUUACAAGCAGGCACUUGUCUCACAGAGCCAGAACCUGAUGGAGGAACGGAAACAGUUACAGAAGGACCGUGAGGCUUUAGAAGAAGAGAAACAAAAGACUGUAAAGUCUGGAGCUGCAGGGGCUUUGCUGCACCAAGCCCUGGAGCGAGAGAACAACUGGUACCACCGAGCCUCAGCCACUCUGAAAGAACUGGAGGCUCAGCUUUUGGAGCGCCAGAACGCCUACUGCUCCCUGAUACAACCUCGAGAUCAACGGCUGGAGAUGGAGAAAAACAUGCUGCUAAAGGCCAUCAAAGACCCCCUAAGUUCAGAACUGGAUCUAGAGUCUGAUCUGAAGGACAUUUUUAAGCGAGAUAAGCACUGUGCGGACCUUUUAAACAUGGACAAGAGGAAGAACGGAAGCCUGAUGUGGGUUUACCUCAAAUACUGGCAGCUGCAGGUCACUGUCAAGAAACACAAGAGAGCUGAAGAAGCUUUAUUAGGAGGGAACAUACAGUCUCAUGCAAAGUAACUAAAAAGACAAAUACAAGCUUUAGUUUUUCAUUUGACUUUUAAGAAUGUGGGUUGGGAAUGGAAAUGCAUGUAUUGUUCACUCUUCAGUAUCUUUACUCGACAGGGAUGUUAUUAAGACACGAAACAGGGAAUCAGGGAACAGCCCAGCAUCUGAAAGUCCCUCCCUAUAUCACAUAGUUUUGAAAAGUAGGGAUAUUUCAAGCACACUGAAAUAUAUACUUCCAUGAACUCAGGAUCCCCUCUACCAAUAAGACCCGUUUACUGUCAAUGAGCUGUUUGAAACGUAUGAAUGAAUGCAUUAGGAUCAUCCAGAUGAUAUCCAAGUGAGGUUUCAACUUGAACUAAACUACAUAGAGAUCCAAUUUUUUCCCAUAAAGCCCCUUGGAAAUGUUGUUGGAAAAUGUGUGUCAAUUUAACUCCCACCCCCUUAGUGAAUUGAAUUACAGAAAGCUGCAUAUGUUGUAUGCCUACACCUUGGGUAUGAAUUUAGGUGCUUCAAUAACGGAUCUGAUUGUGAUGCGAUAACACCCACUCAUCAUCUUGAGGAAACAAAAUCCUUCUCAUCAUAAACGCUACUAUGAGAGAAAACAGCCAGGAAUUGUAAACACUUUUUUCAGGAAUAUAUUAAGGGAAAAGUCAUUGAAGUCUGUCCGUUGAGUAUUCUGACCGUGUUUAUUAUGAUCAGUUGUUGAGUAUCAUGAUGUCUGUGGGGCAUUAUCUGUUUUUAUCAGCACAUUUGUCCAUUACUUUCCCUCAUCUACAAUAUCUGUCUCUACUCUCUCUGUACAAUUUAUGAGUCUAAGGAUUCUGUUCAUGAUCUCCGAUUUUACAUUUUAAGUCUUUGUUCAAGUGUGUUAGGGCUGUUAAACUACCAGGGAAACACGACUCUGUGGGUGCAUGUGAGGGGACUAUAAGUGCUGAAAUUGUACCACAAUUAACAACACAAAAUGGCCAGACAGUGUCAGUCCAUCUUCAUUUGUAUAGUGCCAAUUCAUAACAACUGUUAUCUGCAGACACAAAGCAGAGCAGUGUAGACUGUACUAUUUGUUGUUGUUUGUACUUACAGGGACUCACAUUAACCCACGGUGAGCACAGCACUUAGCAACAUGCAGCAAAAAAACAAACGUCUCUACCCUUUUACUUCCUGCUUCACUCCUGCAAUAAAAAGGAUCAACUAAAGCUGUAGCAUCUGCAUAAGGUAACCAGGCUGUUAGGUUUUUGAUUUGAUCAUAACUUGGUCAAUAAAUGCUGAAAUAGAAUACUGACAUGUGCUGACACUAACCACUUGGUAAAAUCCUCUCAAUAAAUAUUUGGUGAAAGACUUGA
Molecule: messenger RNA, 2241 nt
Organism: Labrus bergylta (ballan wrasse)
Lineage: Eukaryota; Metazoa; Chordata; Actinopteri; Labriformes; Labridae
Gene: ccdc127a
Product: coiled-coil domain containing 127a
Source: RefSeq, a predicted model, not a curated record